Molecule: messenger RNA, 4905 nt
Organism: Phycodurus eques (leafy seadragon)
Lineage: Eukaryota; Metazoa; Chordata; Actinopteri; Syngnathiformes; Syngnathidae
Gene: nmbb
Product: neuromedin Bb
Exons: 3
Coding region: 2555-2959 (134 amino acids)
Biological process (GO): neuropeptide signaling pathway; positive regulation of hormone secretion
Cellular component (GO): neuron projection
Molecular function (GO): neuromedin B receptor binding; neuropeptide hormone activity
Source: RefSeq, a predicted model, not a curated record
UAAACAGUGACGCUCAUGCUGCUGGAAAAUAGUUGUUUUGAACUUGGUAAUUCAUUGCGAAUGUUCAAUAGUUUCCCUACAAAAUAAUGCUCUAUAAUUAGUAAACUGACAUUUGUUUCUUGAACAAUUUCUGAUAGACAAUGUGCUUGAGCUACUUCUAAUUGGUCAUGGAGGACGCAUCUGGGAUUAGCCUUUGAAGUUGGUAACACUGAAAAAUGAAGUGAAACAGACAAUCAUUUUAGUCAAUUCUUUUCCAGAAUGAGAGUGCUUAAAGAGGAGGAUGCUAUUCAUGUGGCACAGCUUGAAGCAGGGAUCAGGUGCAGGUGGAGAUGGGCUUGGCUCAAAUUGGAGACCAAAACAAAAAAGCAAAGAAAUUAGGCAAACUUAAUUUUAAUCUGAAAUUUGUACAUCAACAUGUACUUGGUGUAAGUACAAUGUGUAAAUAAAAUUUCUGCGUGAAGAAAAUGUGUUUAUUUUUCCUUAUAGUACUCUUCCGGAUUGCUUAAUUUAUUUUAAAAUUUAAAAAAUUAUCUGCGGUGGCCCGGGGGAUCCCGCCAGACCCCGUACAAGGUUGUUGUUGGUUUUUUGUCACCUUUUUCAUGCAUUUGGUGUGUGCAUGUCUUGAGUUGAAUCAUGAACAUAUUUGAAGUCAAUCAGCUUGAUUACUGCUUCGAUGCUAAUCAUACAUUUACAGAAUACUGUACGUGUCGAUGUCAAGUCUUAACAUGAAACAAUUUUGUCAAAUGCCUGAGAUCCAAAUCAUUUGAUUUGAAGCCCUUGAGUUUUGAGUGAAAUUGAUUAGCGGAUGUCCUCAUACCUCACACUGUUUUCUAUUGUUUGUGUUUUCCUUUUUUGCUGCAUUCCCCAAAGUAAUAACGUGAUGCCAGAUUACCCAGGGGCCUUCAUCUCAAGUGACCUUUACACCUCCGUCUACAGAUACUUUCUCCUGCGCCCCUCGCCUCCCCCUCCCCCAAAACAACAGCAUCGCCACACAUUAAAAACUAAAUGAAGAUAAGCUGUUCAUUGAAACUGUGAACGUGUCGCCAAAGAUGACCAGAUGGAUUUCCACAGUCUUUUAAUUGGGAUGACAUUCAGCCAUGUGUGUGUGUGUUUGUGUGAGAAUAGCAAAGGUUAUUCAAAGAGCAAGGUACACAGCUGAAGCAUGCCAUCGUUUCAGCUACAAUGUGAUGCAGAGUCAGUCUGUCUCAGCAUCUUCUCGUGUCCUCAGAACACCAGCGUGCUGAUGAGAGCAGCGUGUUGCGACCACUCGAAUGUCAUGUGGCUCAUUGUCAUGGCCAGUCAGGGAUCCUGGCUCCAAAUGCUCCUGGGGGGAGGAUACAAAUUAGCCAUGGAUGCUACCUAUUAAUGGACAUUACUCGACACGUAUUAUAGUUUGUAGUGAUGUAGUAUAGUUUUAAAUCCGCAUGUGCCAGGUCGGUGGUGCCUUAUCUGUAUGUGUGUCCAUUGUUUGCUUCGGGUUUGCUUGGUUGGCACGUUCGCUUCAUUGUUCUGAGGUUUAUGGUCUGACUCUGUGGUGUUUGCUUGCUGUCUCUGUGUUUGCAUGGGUUUAUUUUAGGUAGAGUAAUUCGUUUUGUUUUUUUUGUAUAGUGUAUUUUAUUUCAUAGUUGUCACCACAGUACCUCAUUGUUAGCACUUCUGCCCGACAGCAGAAAGGUUCUGGGUUCAAAUUUUGGCCUGUGCUCGUGUGGCUUUUCUCCAAGACCCUCGCUUCCUCCCUUGCCUUCAAAAAACAAACAUGUUGGUUGGGUCUGGGUGGGAUGACCCUCUUCGUCGGUAGUUGUCCUGCCUAAUGGGCCCGACCUGCAGUAGCCAUGCCUCGUAAUCACUCACUUAGCACACACUCACACCAUUCACUGUAUAUAUUUUUCUCACUAAACACAUCUGGGUACAUACACAUAUCAAAGGGUUCCUGGGUGACUGGUAUGGGAUCGGGUUUCAGCACAUCUGUGCCGUUUCCCAGUUAAAAGUUUAAAAAAGCAAUUAAACAUAAAACAAUACAACUAGAAUUUUAAAAGAAUUAAAAUGAUAAAACAGGUAUAUAAUCUCAUUCAGAUUAAAAAUGGAUGGUUUGCGGCUUGUCAAACGUGCAGAGGUUGGCGAUUCCAAAGUGUGGGACCAGCAUCAGAAAAAGCUCUAUCAUCGCUGAGCUUCUGCGAAGAACUCGGUAUCUAGCAGCUGCAUGGUCAGCUAACCUGAGGCAAAUUGUCAAAACUAGACAGAUGACAAAAGAUUUGCUUUCAUUCAUUGAGUGGGCGACCCAACUAUUUGUAUACAAUAAAUAAAAAGUCAAUUUUCAAUAACAUGUCCACAAAUCAGUGGUUUUACCCACUUGCCUCUUGUAGUGAUGUUGACGGUUGGUCAAGUGUGGGUUGAAAAGUAAUGAUAUUUUUGUAAAAUGAUUCACGUCAUGGGGAAUAAAACACAUCAUCAGCGGAGGGGGCGGGGCCAGGCCAGGAGGCUCCUAUAAAAGUAGGAUGGCUGCUCCAUCAUUGAAGACACACACAGUCACACACUGUGUGAGAUUCAGGGCACCAUGAAGGGUCUGACGGUGAAAAACAUGUGCCGGUGUGGCUUAUUGACUUGCUUUGUCUUCUUCUCUCUCGCUUCUAUCAGCACAGCUGAUAGCUUUGACCUCACUGAUCUGAGGAAUAAAGUGGCCAAAAUUAAACUGAAUCCCAGAGGGAACCUUUGGGCAACAGGGCAUUUCAUGGGCAAGAAGAGUGUGAUGGAUACCCCGCUGCUCUCCUCCACUGAGGACCAGGGGGUGGGGGCCUUGGCGGUCUCCCAACCAUGGGGGCGCAGUAGCCUCAGUGAGCUUUUCCAGGACUUCCUGCGGGUGGCCAUGCAAGCACAGAUUGACUCGCAAGAGAGCCGCUUAAAAACUCAGGAGGCAGAGAUGUUGAUGAGGAUUUUGGAAACCUACACACAGAGAAAGUGAUGCACCGUGAUGGCCAUUACGGAUAGUCCACUGCUCACAAUGAUUGUCAUCUAUUUUCAUUUUUGUACCAUUUGCAAUACUGGAUUCGUUUGUGUUGUUUUUCCAAAUACUACAAUAUUUGAUCUUGUUUGCUUAUUUAUAGUCAGUCAUCAGUUCUACUGCUGUCACUCUGUGCUGAUAUGCAGGAAAAACAAGACCUCAGAGGAUUGUAACAUCAUCUAUUACCUAUUGUGUGAGCUUCUUCCCUUUUUCUGCACAAACACAUCCAAAAUAGUACUUGCACUGGGUACGGAAAAUAUUCAGACCCCCUUAAAAUUUUCACUCUUUGUUAUAUUGCAGCCAUUUACUAAAAUCAUGUAAGCUCUUUUUUUCCUCAUUAAUGUACACACAGCACCUUAUAUUGACAGAAAAAAAUUAAUUGUUGACAUUUUUGCAGAUUUAUUACAAAAGAAAAACUAAAAUAUCACACAGCCAUAAGUAUUCAGACCCUUUGCUCAUUAUUUAGUAGAAGCACCCUUUUGAGCUAAUACAGCCAUGAGUCUUUUUGGGAAUGAUGCAACAAGUUUUUCACACCUGGAUUUGGAGAUCAUCUGCCAUUCCUCCUUGCAGAUCCUCUCCAGUUCUGUCAGGUUGGAUGGGGAACAUUGGUGGGAAGCCAUUCUCAGGUCUUUCCAGAGAUGCUCAAUUGGGUUUAAGUCAGCGCUCUGGCUGGGCCAUUCAAGAACAGUCACGGAGUUAUUCUAGCUGAAUAACUGGGAUAGGCUCCAGCACGCCCGCGACCCUAGUGAGGAGAAUUGUCUUGUUGGAAGGUGAACCUUGGGCCCAGUUUGAGGUCCUGAGCGCUCUGGAGAAGGUUUGCGUCCAGGAUAUCCUUAUACUUGGCCACAUUCAUCUUUCCUUUGAUUGCAACCAGUCGUCUUGUCCCUGCAGCUGAAAAACACCCCCACAGCAUGAUGCUGCCACCACCAUGCUUCACUGUUGGGACUGUAUUGGACAGGUGGUGAGCGGUGCCUGGUUUUCUCCACACAUACCGCUUAGAAUUAAGAAGAAAAAGUUGGUCUCAUCAGAUAAGAUAAUCUUAUUUCUCACCAUCUUGGAGUCCUUCAGCCCUGACUGGUGGAAGGCUGCAGCGAUGGUUGACUUACUAGAACUUUCUCCCAUCUCCCGAGUGCAUCUCUGGAGCUCAGCCACAGUGAUCUUGGGGUUCUUCUUAACCUCUCUCACCAAGGCUCUUCUACCCCAUUGCUCAGUUUGGCUAGACGGCCAGCUCUCGAAAGGAUUCUGGUUGUCCCAAACCUCUUCCAUUUAAGGAUAAUGGAGACCACUGUGCUCUUAGGAACCUUAAAUGGAGCAUUUGGUUUUUUUUUGUAAUCUUGGCCAGAUCUGUGCCUUGCCACAAUUCUAUCUCUGAGCUCUUCAGGCAGUUCCUUUGACCUCAUGAUUUUCUUAUUUGCUCUGACACGCACUGUGAGCUCUAAGGUCUUAUGUAGACAGGUGUGUGGCUUUCCUAAUCAAGUCCAAUCAGUAUAAUCAAACACAGCUGGAGCACCAUCUGAGGGAUGAUCAGAAGAAAUGGACAGCACCCGAGUUAGAUAUAUGACUGUCACAGCAAAGGGUCUGAAUACUUAUGGUUGUGUGAUAUUUCAGUUUUGCUUUUUUAAUAAAUCUGCAAAAAUUUCAAUAAUUAUUUUUUUCUGUCAAUAUGGGGUGCUGUGUGUACAUUAAUGAGGGGGGGGGAAAUAACUUCAAUGAUUUUUAGCAAAUGGCUGCAAUAUAACAAAGAGUGAAAAAUUUAAGGGGGUCUGAAUACUUUCUGUACCCACUGUAUACAGCAUGUUCAUUUUGGAGGCUUUUGUUCCUAUUUAACUGCAUAUUGCGUCUAUGUAUAUCUCAUAUAUACUGUAUAUAUACAGUAUGUGAUGGCAUUGUGAUAAAAUACAAACAUG